GGGCAGGGAAGCUGGGCUGUUUGCACGCAGGGAGGCCGGGACUGUGGCUGGCGUGUGGGCAGGUGGGCCCGGGGCGUGUCUUGCCAUCUGUCCUGGUGGGCUGCCAACCUGUCUACUCUUCUGGGUGGGCUCAGGCAUCUGCUCUUUUGCAAGGACAAUGGCAUCGCUUGGCCACAUCUUGGUUCUCUGUGUGGGUGUCAUCAGCUUGGCCUAUGCAGAAGCUCCCAAGGAACAUGACCCGUUCACAUAUGACUACCAAUCCCUGAGAAUCGGGGGCCUCACUAUCGCCGGGAUCCUCUUUAUCCUGGGCAUCUUCAUCAUUUUGAGCCGAAGGUGCCGGUGCAAAUUCAACCAGCAGCAGAGAACCGGGGAGCCUGAUGAAGAAGAGGGAACUUUCCGGAGCUCCAUCCGCCGUCUGUCGAGUCGCCGGCGGUAGGAGCACCUGGCGCGCUGCAUGCGUGCAGGCAGCCUCGGGGGUCUGCAGCGACACCGUUUGGGGGUGACGGUGCAGGGUUGGAGGGGUCUCUCCCGCCCCUCAUCGCUGUCCAGCUCGCAGGAUUCGCCCGCACCUGACACGGCCCACCCACGUCUCCGCGCCCCCCGACCCCCUGGCCGCCUCCUGCCCUGCUUUGCAGCCCCCCCGGAUUCCCAAUAAAACCAGCUCUUCUGUC
Molecule: messenger RNA, 671 nt
Organism: Suncus etruscus (white-toothed pygmy shrew)
Lineage: Eukaryota; Metazoa; Chordata; Mammalia; Eulipotyphla; Soricidae
Gene: FXYD1
Product: FXYD domain containing ion transport regulator 1
Exons: 7
Coding region: 158-436 (92 amino acids)
Biological process (GO): regulation of sodium ion transmembrane transporter activity; monoatomic ion transport
Cellular component (GO): membrane
Molecular function (GO): sodium channel regulator activity
Source: RefSeq, a predicted model, not a curated record